UGAAUGACGAUCGCGAUCGCAUUUACAUAAGCCACGAGGUUCGCGUUCGAUCCCUCUCAUUUAGGAGAUGUCGAGGGCGGCUUUCUCCAUUCGGCCGGGAAGACUGGAACCGUGGCGCGGGUCCGAUUAAUUUGAACCCGAAACCAGAGGCUGACCUAAAGCAGAGGUCGAUCCGGAUCUGCAUGAGAAAAAUCCAACCACGACCUUCUACCUGGCCUGGUCUUCUUCUCGGUUUAAAGAACAGCGACCACCUUGCUGGGCGAGCAAUACGAUAAAAUACGAAAGAAGUAGCUGCUAGGUGGAAACCGCGAAACGUCUCUACUUGCACCCAAUUAGCGGUCUAACAGGUGCCGAGGAAUGGAGGAGGAGGAGGUGCAAACCGCCCCGAAGAACGACGCCAACGAACCCGCCGAUAGAGACUCUUGCGACGACGAGGAUGCUCCGUUCCCGACCACCACGAAGAACGCGUUGAUAACUACUCAACCAGGACCUUGCGAUGCCUAUCCUCAUCGCGUCAAAGUGUCGAUCGUUGGCGUAGGAAAAAUUGGGAUAGCUUGCGCCAUCGCGAUCCUGAUGAAAAGAUUGGCGAGCGAGGUGUGGCUGAUCGACUCCGACGCGAACAAGGCUUCCGCCGAGGCCGAGGACAUUCAGCACGUCGGCGUUUUUUUGGGAAGUCCUCUGGUAACCGGCACGUCAGAUUUCAUAAUGGUGAAAGAAUCGGCGGUGGUGAUAAUAACGACGGGCGAAACGGAACCGGGCGAGGAGCCGAACGUGAAACGUAAUUUGAAGGCGUUCAAGUCGUUCAUACCUGGCGUGGCAAAGUUCGCUUGUAAAUCUGUCCUUUUGAUCGCCACCCAACCGACCGACGUGAUGUCCUACAUCGCCUGGAAACUGUCUGGAUUUCCGUCUAAUCGCGUCGUAGGCACCGGUACCAUGAUCGAUUGCGCCAGGUUUCAAGAUCUCGUUAGCAGGCGACUGAACGUGGCACGGAGCUCUGUCAGCUGUAUGACGGUUGGCGCCCACGGAAAUAUGGCUGUUCCCAUAUGGUCGAGUAUUCACGUGGGAGGUAUGAAGCUCCGCGAUAUAAACCAAAGAAUGGGGGAGCCAGACGACCCUGAAAAGUGGUACGAAAUAGCUGAGAACGUGAAGAACAUGGGGAAAGAGCUCGAGCAAAAGAAAGGAUCUUGCUGUUGGGGUGUCGCUCUCUCCACGGUUGAAAUCGUUGAUGCCAUUGUAAGGAACACGAAAGUCGUACUUCCGGCUUCGACGCACAUCCUCAGUUGCGCCCACGGAACAGACAAGGACGUGUACAUGUCGGUGCCCUGCGUGCUCGGCCGAGAGGGUGUGUACUGCACCGUGCGACAGAAGCUAACCGAGCAAGAGAAGUCUGCGGUGCAGACGUGCGCCGACAAGAUUCGUAGCGCGUUGCGGGAAUGCGGCAUCCUGCAGGAGUCCGCGGAAGACGUCGACGAAUGA
Molecule: messenger RNA, 1476 nt
Organism: Osmia lignaria (orchard mason bee)
Lineage: Eukaryota; Metazoa; Arthropoda; Insecta; Hymenoptera; Megachilidae
Product: L-lactate dehydrogenase
Biological process (GO): pyruvate metabolic process; lactate metabolic process
Molecular function (GO): L-lactate dehydrogenase (NAD+) activity
Source: RefSeq, a predicted model, not a curated record